Messenger RNA from Puccinia triticina, 450 nucleotides. RefSeq lists its product as uncharacterized. NCBI's taxonomy places the organism in Eukaryota, Fungi, Basidiomycota, Pucciniomycetes, Pucciniales, Pucciniaceae. The coding region runs from base 1 to 450 and encodes 149 amino acids. The record is from RefSeq and is a predicted model, not a curated record. The transcript is spliced from 3 exons.
AUGCAUUGUAUUCCAAAGCAUCGAUCCCUCGACCAGAAUUGCACGACCUGGACAGCAAGACCGUCUGUUGAAUUUCAAAUUAGUGAAUUUCGUCACCAUGGAAACCAGAAUGAAGACGAAUCGUCCGGAUAUGAUAAUGAGGUACAAGACCAACUCACUCAGGCGAUUGCUGAUAUGUCUUUGCAAGCAUUGGAGUCGGAGCCUGCGCCAGCCACGGUUCAUGCGCCAGCCACGGUUCAUGCGCCAGCCACGGUUCAUGCGCCAACCACGGUUCAUGCGCCAACCACGGUUCAUGCGCCAGCCACGGUUCAUGCGCCAGCCACGGUUCAUGCGCCAGCCACGGUUCAUGCGCCAGCCACGGUUCAUGCGCCAGCCACGGUUCAUGCGCCAGCCACGGUUCAUGCGCCAGCCACGAUUCAAUACAAUUGCUUUCAAUUAGUCCCUCCAUAA